AUGCCCCAGAAAAUCACUGUUGCGGUGGCGCAAGCCCGUACUCUUUCGACUCUUGAGGCGACUCUGGGAGCCCUUAAGCAGAUUACCCAUCAUGCAGCUUCAAAGGGUGUCCAUCUCCUACUAUUCCCAGAGGCCUACCUAGGAGGAUAUCCUCGAACCUGUGACUUUGGAACCGCUGUUGGUGCUCGGGCGCCCUAUGGCCGGGAUCAGUUCCUGGAAUACUUCCGCGCAGCUGUCGAUCUGGGGGAUACACCCGCUGGGGCGGGCGAUGACUGGGUGGAGCGCAAGCUUCCCAAUGCUAAGGGUCGAGACCAUCGAGGCGAUGGUACAAGAGAAUUCCUGGAGCAAGUUUCUCGAGAGACAGGAGUUUUCAUCGCAACUGGAUUGAUCGAGAAGGCCGGGGGCAGUCUGUACUGCUCCGCCAUCUAUGUCGAUCCAUUGCGGGGCAUCCUGGGAAAGAGACGCAAGGUGAUGCCGACUGGCUCGGAGCGUUUGGUUUGGGCGCAAGGAUCACCAUCAACUCUAAAGGCCAUCACCACUGAGCUCAAUGGAGUCAAACUUACCAUCGCAGCCGCUAUUUGCUGGGAAAGCUUCAUGCCCUUACUUCGACAGAGCCUUUACUCGCAAAAUGUGAACAUCUAUCUUGCUCCGACAGCUGACAGCCGUGAUACUUGGCUGCCUCUCAUGCGUACCGUUGGCGGCGAAGGCCGCACUUUUGUGCUCUCCUGCAACCAAUGCGUCCGAUACAAUGAGCUGCCCUCCUGGAUUACCGAGCAGAACAAGUCUUCAGAAGAAGCCCCCGACCGCUAUAUUUCGCGUGGUGGAUCCUGCAUCGUCGGACCCCUUGGUGAAGUUGUGGCUGAGCCAAUCUGGGAAGUCAGCACUGACGACUCCGCGGAUGGGUCCAGCAUUGGGGAUGGACUUGUGAUUUCCGAGAUUGACUUGGAGGACUGCGAGCGUGGCAGACUUGACAUGGAUGUUGCGGGAAGCUACUCCAGAAAUGACGCAUUCCAACUGACAGUUGAUGGGCUGGAUCUCAACCCGCCUCCAUUUUGA
Penicillium olsonii is the source of this 1056-nucleotide messenger RNA. NCBI's taxonomy places the organism in Eukaryota, Fungi, Ascomycota, Eurotiomycetes, Eurotiales, Aspergillaceae. The record is from the annotation of a GenBank genome assembly.